CAAGUCACUAACAGUGGGCAUUAAUAAAUUGAUAUGAAUUGAGAACGAACAAGUAGAAAAAAAAAACGUGAAACAGUCGGCAAUUUUUUUUGAAAUUAAAAACACCGGAUAAAAUUUUCUCCGUAACAUAUUUUCAAGCGAAAUUCUUUUUUUCACUUCAUUUCAUCGCAAAAUCAAAUUGAAACUUUUUUGUGGCCCUGUUUCUUUCGUUUGAAGCCACAGCAGAAGACGACGACGACGUCAACGACGAAAAAAAAACUAUCAAAAAUAAUUCUUGGAAUCGAAAUAAAAUUCGCUUGCGAUUUUUAUGCAGUUGAAACAAUAUUGUUAACGCGCUGGCAGCAAAAAAAAGAGAGAGAAAAACGGAAAAAGGAAUAUUUUUUCGCAGUACAAUUCAGAAAAGCUCUGAGUGAAUUAGUGUGGCAAUUUCGAGUGAAUUGAACGAGGUUUCAGUGUAAGAGACAAAUAGUACCAACGAAAAAAAAGAAACAGUAGUUAGAGAAUAAAAUAUAAAAAUAUAUACCAGAGAAGAAGAUAUAAAACACACAGUUUCGGUGUCAGAACACUUGUCAUAUAUCACAUUAUAUUGGUUUAAUUUGCAAAUUGAAAUCGAUAGAAAUUCGGUAGUGUCAUAAUGAAUGUGGAAAACGGUGCAACAGCUUACUACUACGGACCAAAUUAUAGUGACCCUCAUCAAUCACGCAGAUUCAGUUGAAAACAAAUCAAAAACUAAGUGAAUUGGACACAUCAAAAGUCAACACAGACACACAGAAAUUUUUUGAUUCGGAACAAACAAAAAACCACACGAAAAAAAGUAUAUAACAAAUAAAUUGAAUGAAAAUAGUUUUCUCUCAGCGAAACAACAAAAAAGAACACUUGAAAAUCAACUGUUAUGUCAAUUAUUGUCGGAACAAAUUUAAAAAGUUGAAAUCGAUUGGUUCGUAAACUGCAUAAAAUUUGGACUCAAAAAAAAAGUUGCAUUCGAACUGUUUUACAAAAAGUAUUUGAACAAAAAUCCAUUUUGAAUUAAAAAAAAAAGAACAAGAAUCAACAAAAAGUUUUUGUUAAAAAAAAUCAUCUUGAAUUUAAACGAAAAACAAUCAAAUCAUUAAACAUGGCUGAUAUGGAUCAAUUUGCUGAAUUGGAACUUUCCAAAGAAGAUCGUGAACAAAUUUUUGAACCGCCAACAGAUAGACAGCAACAUCCUGUACUUGAUCCUUCAUCAUCAAGUAGUUCUACAAGAAUUGUUAUUAGCGGCAUACCGCUUCAUGCUCGCUUUGAUGAUAUCGAACCAUUAUUAAAACCUUACGGUAAAGUGGAACAUUGCGACGCAGUGUCUAGUAAGGAUCCAAACACUCAAACUGUUCACAUUACAUAUGAAACAGUUGAACAAGCUCAAAGAGCUGCUGCUGGAUUAAAUGGCGUUGAAUUCGAAGGUGGAAAACUUCAUGCAGAAUCGCUGGAGAAGCAAAGGCGAGGUCCACGUAGCCGUGGCCAAUAUCCAGCGCUGCCGGGAGGUGGAGGUCCUGGACGCCAAACCGAUUUUCCAUUGCGUUUGCUUGUGCAAAGCGAUAUGGUUGGAGCCAUAAUUGGUCGUCAGGGUAGCACCAUUCGCCAAAUAACUCAGCAAAGUCGUGCCCGUGUUGAUGUACACAGGAAAGAUAAUGUUGGCUCAUUGGAAAAGGCAAUUACAAUUUAUGGCAACCCAGAAAACUGCACAAAUGCUUGUAAACGCAUUCUCGAAGUGAUGCAACAAGAAGCGGUCAAUACUAAUAAAGGAAGUGAAAUUGUAUUGAAAAUUCUUGCCCAUAAUAAUUUGAUUGGUCGCAUCAUUGGAAAGAGUGGCAACACAAUUAAACGCAUCAUGCAGGAUACUGAUACCAAAAUAACCGUUAGCUCUAUCAAUGACAUUAACAGUUUCAAUUUGGAACGUAUAAUAACGGUGAAAGGCUCAAUUGAUAAUAUGUCCAGAGCCGAAAAUCAAAUCAGCUCAAAACUGCGUCAAAGUUAUGAAAAUGAUUUGCAAGCGAUGGCACCACAAAGCAUUAUGUUCCCAGGCUUACAUCCAAUGGCAAUGAUGUCAACUGCUGGAAAUGGCAUUGGCUUUGGACCAAAUCGUGCUACUGGCGGCGGUGGUAGUGGCGGUGUAUAUCCGGGAUCUGGCUAUCCAAUUUAUCAACCGCCAGCUGGUUUACCACCGGGCGCCAAUGAUAUUCAGGAAACAACUUAUUUGUAUAUUCCAAAUAAUGCUGUUGGCGCUAUAAUUGGUACUAAAGGAUCUCACAUCCGCAAUAUCAUUCGUUUUUCGUCGUCAUCCGUUAAAAUAGCACCACUUGAGGCUGACAAACCAAUUGAACAGCAACCUGAACGUAAGGUCACCAUUAUUGGUAGUCCGGAAGCUCAAUGGAAAGCUCAGUACCUGAUUUUUGAAAAGAUGCGCGAAGAAGGCUUUGUCACCGGUACAGAUGAUGUCCGAUUAACAGUCGAAAUUCUUGUACCUAGCUCACAGGUCGGUCGCAUCAUCGGCAAAGGUGGUCAAAAUGUACGCGAAUUGCAACGUGUCACUGGCAGCAUAAUCAAACUUCCAGAACACGGUACUGCUCCGGCUGAAGAAGAGACAACUGUUCAUAUUAUUGGGCCAUUUUUCAGUGUUCAGUCGGCCCAACGUCGUAUUCGUGCUAUGAUUUUGUCAACGAAUCCACCGCCAGCUCCAAAGAAGAGUCAAAAGCCCGGAAAGGAUGCGUCAUCGUCACCGAGCGGUGCACCACCACAACAAGCACAACCACAACAACAACAACAGCAACAACAACAACCAACACCACCAAGCUCCCAAUAAUUUGCGUAAAAUAAAACCAUAUUCUCUUUUUCAUAUAACAUCAAUGAAAUAUAUCAGCAAAACCGAAAUCCAAUCACAUAUUUCAGUUCAACAAAUCAAUAUAAAAACAUAUAAAACACACACACAUACUCCCGUCAACACCGAAAACUAUUCAUCAUUUUGAAAGAAAACGAAACAAAAACUUCAAACAAACCGAAGAAACCAAUUUCAUCGUUUCUUUCAAUUAAAGAAAAAUGUUCAACACAAACAGAAGAAAAUCGUUUUUUUUUUGUAGAAAAUAUAUAGUAUUCGUUCACAAAUUGGUACUUAUUUCGCUUUGAUGAAGCUAAAAAAAAAAGAUUUGAACGAGAAAAUGAAAAAUUAAGGAUUGAAUAGUUUUUAAAAUGCACACUAAAAUAGCAUGAGAAUGAAACAAAAAACCACAAAGUCAAAAUGAAAUUUACGUAGAUAUCUUCUUGAGAAUAGAUAACGAGUUUGUCAACCAACUAUUUAUAUAUUUAAAGAAAAGAAAAGCAUUUGUUUGUGUAUUACCGUAAAAAUAAGUUAUUAUUUGAGCCGUGAUAAUAUUCAUUUCGGCAAAUGGAAAUUUAUUCAUGGAAAUGUACUACUGUUUAAUUCAAAAAAAUGAUUCAUGUUUAUGCGUUUGUGACACAUAAAACAUGAAAUCUAUGUUUAAAUUCUUCCUGCAUGCAAAUUUGAAGAAAAAAAGAAACAAAAUUAUCCAGAAAUAAAAAUAAACAUUGGCCGAAUAAUAAAAUCGCAAAAAACAACACAUCGUUCACGUGCUCAUUGAUUUGGAACUAACAGACAUUUUAAAAUAGAAAGUAGAGAAAUACUGAUUUGAACGAAUACAUGUUUUGGUAAAUUCUUUCAAACAAAAAACCCAUCAACAAAUUAAAGAGAGAUAAAAAAGCAGAGAAAUACUUACAAAAACUCUUUUAUAAUUAAACUGUUAUCAAACCACUGAUUAUUGUCAUGUUAAUCAGUUCAAUUUUUUUUCCUAAAAUAACAUUUCAUUCAAAUGUUGAUAAUGAAUUUUUUUUUCUGAAAUACGCCGAUUAUUGAGAGCCGAAGCAAAAAAAAAUGUUUGAUGAUUUUGUUUUUAUUUUUUUUUUACUAAUAAACGUUAUUAUUCAUAUAUCUAAAGCAUCCACAAUUUCUUGGCCACCAAAAAUAAAUACACACACAACAACAACAAGCAACUAUAAGAACAAUAAUAAUAAUAAAUAAAAAUAGCAAACAUCAAAAUAGAGAGAGAAAUCAUAGCGAGAAUCGCUUGAAUUACCGCUGGUUUUAUCGCCAUAAACCCUAUUACAUUCAUAUUUAUUGCCUUAUUUUAACUGUUUUAACUGAAACGGUGCUCACAUGAGAUAAUAUAAUGAAAUAUUAGCCUAGAAAUACGUGUUUUUUUUUUAAAUAAAAUGAUUUUUAUGGAAGCAUAAACAUCAUGCUAACUUAUAGACAGGAUCAAUUCAAAGAGAAGGAUAGAGAUGUAAAUGUCAUAUGUUGAAAUAUUUAUUGCAUUUGCUCCCAUUUUUUUAAAUACAGAUUGUAACGUAAUAUAAUCAGUUUGGAGCAGUUAGUUUAACUGCUGACGCACGUUUAUAUUUUUUUUAUAUUUUUUUUUGUAAUUUUUACCCUCGUGUUUUUACAUAUUGGAACACCUCAUUUCUUAUUCACAGUUUUUAAGUGUACAUACGUAAUACUUCAGUUUAUUGAUUAUGUUUUAUUUAAAUAGAUGGAAAAUUGACAGUUUUCUCAUUCUAUUGUGAAAGAAAAUGUAAAGAAUACUGGAAAGAUGGGGUGAUUUCUGAAUCCACAGUCAAUACGGUGGAAGACGUUGCACACGCCCACACUCACUGGUUAUACUUACAUAAUAUUUGUUUGCGUCUCGAUUCUGAUAUCAUAAUAAUAAUUUACGUAAUUGACAUCAUUUAUCCAAACAAAGUGACAUUGCUGCAAAAAGAAAAACGUUGGCUUAAUAUUUCGGUUUUAUUUCGAAAAAUAACCAUUUUUUAAAGAAGAAUCCCAAUAAAAAUGGUGGAAAAAAUUCAAAUUGUCGAACACACACAUACACUAAUAGAUGGCCUGUCGCCGGAUUUAUCAAAGUAGCAAAACAACAUAAUCAAGAGUGGAAAAAAGUUUGUUUAGGUAUUAGAAACAGUAUGAAAUUUUAAAAUGAAACGAAUAAUAUUCUAGUUGUUGUGUAUGGUGGUUCAUUUCAAUGUCAGCAUCGAAGUAUUUCUUUUUCAAUCGGAUCAAGAAAGUGAGAGGGAGAGAGAAAGAAGAAAAGGAAGAGAGAUUUCAUCGAACAUUAAAAAAAAAAAAAACAAAUAAACGCAAAAAAUGAAACAAACUAUAACGAGAAUACCUCAUUGCAAGUGCAUUAUUUUAUGAAAUCAGUAAAUAUACUAGAAACGGCAAAUGUUUUUUCACCGAAGCAAAAUAACAGACGACGAAGAGAGGAAAAAACAUUUGUAAAGAAGCACAAACAUCAUCUCAUUUCUGUUUGAAAAAUGUCAUUUUUCAUCAUAAUUGACUUUUCUCAUUUAUAGCAUUUGCUUUAAUAAAACUCCUUUUCUUUGGAGGAAACGAAAAUACGAAAAACAGAAACACAUGGAACGAAAUGCGUUCAAGUAUUUAUGUAACUGCAUUUAAUUGAUGCGCACGCGUAUCGAAACCAUUUGUAUUAUUGUGAAGGUCAAAGAUUAUUUUCAAUAAAAAUCCUGCAAAUGACAACUUGAAUGAUGUAAAUUUUCUAUUUUCGAAUCGAUAAUCGGAGAUAUUCCGAACAAUGUAAACAUCUGCAAACUCUAUUUUCAUACACUCGUUUUCAUAUUUCGCACAUUCAUUUUACAACACCAUUAGUGAUUUAGAAUGAUAGAAAAAAUCAAGUAAAAUGAAUGAACUGAAAAAAACAACAAUCACAAAUCGGCCAUCUAUGGAAAUGGAGAAAUUAUUUACUCAAACAAUCGAAAAGUUCAGAAGAUCAAAAUUAAUUCUUCUACCAUACUUAUGUGGCAGUUUUCAAUAGAUCGAUUGCAUUGAGAAAUGAAAAAUAGAAUGCCCAAACUUGACUAUCUUGGUUGCUGAAAUUCAAAAUUGCGUUAGAGAUGACAAAAGAAACACAAGCACUUUUGAGCACCAUUAAAAUUAUAAAUGACGAUGAAAUUCUACUUAAACGGGAAAAAAACAAACUUUUUGAAGAAGAAAACACAAAGACGAAUGAAAUUUUAAAAGUCAAGAAAUUGCUCCAAAACAAAUAUUUAAAACAAAAAACGACUACGACCAUGAUUUCAAUCAAGAAACAGUUUUCAUUGAGAACGAUAUCUUAAAUGUAGUAAUGGUAAGAAUAAGUUUAAAAAUAUUAUUUUAUUGGAAUUAUUUUUGAUAAAAAAAAACAAAAACGACAAAAAUUGUCAAGAUUGCUGAAAGAGCAAACAAAAAUUAUAGGGACACUACAGAGCCCAGCAAAUUUCUCUUUUUUCAAAGGAUGCUAAAAGAGAAGAUGAAGAGAAAAUAAAAGCAAAAGAGUAACUUAACGACGAAUUAAAAGAAAUGAAAAGAGAAUAAAAGAAAGGCAUAAACCAUUUGAUAAAUUAGCUAUUCGUCUUCGAAUUUAUGAGUAAAAAAAAAUUAUAGAGGCUAUUUAUCGUUAAAGAAUUUUUUUAAUUAAAAAAAAUGGUAAAAAUGAAUGCAAAAAAAUGGAAAAAAAUGAAACUUUUACUAUUAUUUAAUGAGAACGUUGUUUAAUUGUGCCAAGACGGAAUUACAGAUGAGCUAGUGUGAUAUGGCAUUUAAUGUUUCGUAAAGGUGAAAAAAAAA
Contarinia nasturtii (swede midge) is the source of this 6661-nucleotide messenger RNA. RefSeq names its product insulin-like growth factor 2 mRNA-binding protein 3 (gene Imp). The transcript is spliced from 8 exons. The record is from RefSeq and is a predicted model, not a curated record. Lineage: Eukaryota; Metazoa; Arthropoda; Insecta; Diptera; Cecidomyiidae. Bases 1115 to 2836 code for a protein of 573 amino acids. Gene Ontology annotation, cellular component: cytosol; cytoplasm; nucleus. Gene Ontology annotation, molecular function: mRNA 3'-UTR binding. Gene Ontology annotation, biological process: regulation of gene expression; nervous system development.